Molecule: messenger RNA, 6879 nt
Organism: Ctenocephalides felis (cat flea)
Lineage: Eukaryota; Metazoa; Arthropoda; Insecta; Siphonaptera; Pulicidae
Product: dedicator of cytokinesis protein 1-like
Exons: 38
Biological process (GO): cell migration; small GTPase-mediated signal transduction
Cellular component (GO): cytoplasm; plasma membrane
Molecular function (GO): small GTPase binding; guanyl-nucleotide exchange factor activity
Source: RefSeq, a predicted model, not a curated record
GAUGUGAAAAUGGCGUCUCUUGUAAUUAUUUCAUUUAAUUAUCCUCUUUUUAAUUCUGUGAUAUUUUAAAAAAAGACAAUUUUAAUACAUGUGUUGAUACAGUGACAAUUUCCCAAAAUGGUUGUGUGGAAAACCGUUAAGGAGAAAGAUCGCUUCGGAAUAGCAAUAUACAAUUUAAAUCCAGACGUGGUCCACUGUGGAAUCCAAUUAAUCGUAGGAGAAACCGUAGAGCUUCUGCUGGAGUCAACAGAUUGGUAUUAUGGCUUCAGUCGAAAGAGAAAAGACAGACAUGGCAUCUUCCCGAAGAGCUAUGUACAUGUUGCUGAGUUUGCUGUCGAGAAAGCAGGAGGUAAUUAUGACAUGGUCACCUUAAAGCAACCAAUAAUUGUGCAGGAAAUCACAGCUGUCUUACGAGAAUGGGGCACAUUGUGGAAAAAUUUAUAUGUUACUCACAGUCCUCACUUCGAGCAAAUCCAGAAACAAAUCUACGACUUGAUCCACUAUCGGAUAAAAAUUCUCUCCGGGACUCUGCCAGUGGACGAAGUGAAAGAGAUCAAACAAUUGGUCACAGCAAAAAUCGAUACUGGAAAUAAAAUUUUAGGUUUGGACAUGGUGGUCAGAGAUGACCACGGAAAUGUUUUAAAUCCGGAUCAUACUUCUACAAUUCAAUUGUAUCAGCAACAUGUUAUGGCCACUGAGAGGAUAAAAAGAACCACGUCAACAGAGCCAAGAAGACGUUCCAACAAGCACAGCUCGCACAUAUAUUCCCACAUAUUUUUUGUGUCCGUGAGGAAUUUUGUGUGCAAAAUGCAAGAAGAUUGUGAAUUGUUGAUGACUUUAUAUGAUGCUAAAGAAUGUAGAGCAGUUACAGAAAAUUAUGUCGUCAGGUGGUCCAAACAAGGAUUGACCAGUGAUAUAGAUCAGUUGCACAACUUAAAAGUUUUGUUUACGGAUUUGGGUUCAAGAGAUUUAACCAGAGAGCGUGUUUAUCUAGUUUGUUAUGUUGUCCGAGUUGGUUCCAUGGAUAGCAAAGACACUUUAGAUCACAGAAGGUCAUCUGUCUUAAACAGUUCUGCAUCUAAAAGUAUUUCUUCAAAUUCUCUUGGAUCCAAUGUCAGUGUUGGACCUGGUGCCAGGCAAUUCGAGGGAAUGCGUAGACCCUUUGGUGUUGCUGCAAUGGACGUAACACCAUUUUUAUGGGAAAAAAUGGAUGGUGAUGAAGAUAAGCAUCAUUUUGUACCAUUUAUGCCUUGCUGAUUAUAUAAUAAUAUUUUCAGUUGUGAAAAGGAUAAUUUGGAUAAUACAUUGAGGAAAAUAAUCAAUAAUAAGGAUCAGGGUAAAAAUGACAAUAGAGGACAAGGACUUUGGGUCAGUGUCAAGUUGUUACACGGUGAUAUAAAACAGGUAAAGGAAGAAAAUCCAGCUCUGGUUUUAGGCAAUGUAUCAGUAGCCAGGAAAAUGGGUUUUCCUGAAGUAAUAUUACCAGGAGACGUUAGGAACGAUUUAUAUCUGACAUUGCUGUCUGGUGAAUUCUCUAAAGGUGCCAAAUCGACUGAUAAAAAUGUUGAAGUGUCUGUUACUGUUUGUGAUGAAGCAGGGAGAGCCAUACCUGGUGUUAUGACUUUAGGAGGUGGUGCUCCAACGUUAGAUGAGUAUAAAUCUGUGAUUUAUUAUCAUGUUGAUAAACCACAUUGGUAUGAAAUUUUUAAGGUGGCUGUGCCAAUAGAUGAGUUCAAAGCCUCUCACCUUAAAUUUACAUUCAAGCAUCGUAGUUCAAAUGAAGCAAAAGAUAAGUCAGAAAAACCAUUUGCAAUGUCAUAUGUUAAAUUGAUGCAAAGUGAUGGGACCACACUCAGGGAUCAAACACACGAUUUACUAGUUUAUAAGAUUGACCACAAAAAGUAUUCAGACAGCGACUUAGGCUACUUAGGGCUUCCAUCUCAUAAAUCAUGCGAAUCUUUAAAAGAAAACCACAAACCAAGCUGUCCAGGUUUAUCAUUAAGCUCAAAAGAUUCUUUUCGAAUUGCUACGAAUGUGUGCAGCACCAAACUAACACAGAAUGUUGAUUUGUUGGGUUUAUUAAAUUGGGCGAACCACAAGGAUACGCUCAAGGACUCCUUGUUAGCUCUUAUGAAAGUUGAUGGUGAUGAUAUAGUUAAAUUUUUACAAGAUGUACUUGAUGCCUUGUUUAAUAUUUUGGUUCAAAAUGAUGACAGUCAAGUAUACGAUAACAUGGUAUUCGAAUGCCUACUAAAAAUUCUAAGUUUAGUCAGUGAUAGAAAGUAUCAACAUUUCCAACCCGUCCUAGAUUUAUAUAUACAAGAAAGCUUUUCAGCCACUUUAGCUUAUCGAAAAUUACUGACAGUAUUAAAGUAUCACAUAGACAAUGCUAACUCUGCAGAAAGCCAAGAUUUAUUGUUGAAAAUUAUGAAGUCUUUGCAGUAUCUUGUUAAGUUUAUUGUUAGGUCUCGCUUGCUGUUUGCUGAGCUGUAUGAUAAUAAAAAUGAGAGUGAAUUUAAUGAUGACUUUCAGAAUCUUUUCUGGAGCAUAACAGACAUGAUGUGUUACACAACUGGAGUAACUCUAUUGCCGCAAGGGGCAUUUUUAAAAUACUUACCGACUACAAUUGAUGAUAUCUUGCAAGUCUAUAACGGAAAACAAUUAAGUAUUCUUAUAACAGAACUAAUCCAAAAAGUGCCAGCAAACAGACUAGCAAAACAAAAAAUCAUGACUGUGAAUUCUAUAGUUUUAAGUUCUUUGUUUCGACAACCUGAAUGCAGGCAGGUUUUACUUCCGAUGAUCUGUAGGCAGGUUAAAGAUCUUUUAGAAACCAAAGAGGAGGGAGGGCACUGUGUCGGAGUGGAGUUGCGUAACAAGUCGAAAUCCGAAGCGAAAUUGGCUAAGAUGCUCGGGGAAUCCAAGCAGAGGCUGCACGAGCACAGGGGCAAAGUCAAUGAAAGAAUGGAAUGUUGUGCAAAAAUCUUAAGCGACACCAUGAACUUACUCUUCACAUCAGAUUUGGGUCCCACGAUGUCUGAUAUCAGAAUCAUCAUGUUAUCCUUACUCAGAACUGUUAUUCAAACCAUAGUGGCUAUGGGCAAUGAGAACACCAUGGUGGGUAAUUUUGUGGCAAUAAUGCUAGCAAUCUUUCGACAAAUGACAACAGUACACUUCGAAGAGUACAUUGGCCACUUUGCAACCAGGACAGAUCUCCUUGAUUUCCUCAUGGAGAUUCUGAUGGUGUUUGAAGAUCUGGUAACGAGGGCUGUUUUUCCAGCGGACUGGUGCGAUAUGAUCAUGCUGCAGAAUUGUGUUGUGCUGAAGUGUCUCACACAUUUUUCACAUGCAAUGAAAGAGCAUUUCUUCAGCUGCUUCGAUCACCAGGCCUGGAAUAAUUUCUUCCAUUGCACAAUAGCAUUUUUAACACAACCAGCUUUACAAAUCGAAACAUUCUCAUCGAGCAAACAAGCCAGGAUUAUUUCGAGGUACAAAGAUAUGAGAAGAGAAGCUGCUUUCGAAAUUAAAGCUAUGUGGAUUAAUUUAGGUCAAUACAAAGGACAAUUUGUACCAGCUUUAGUCGGUUCAAUUCUAGAAAUGUCUCUGAUACCGGACAAGGAAUUAAGAAAAGCGACCAUACCAAUCUUCUUUGACAUGAUGCAAUGUGAAUUCUACUCUUCAAAACAUCUACCAGAGUCCUACGGAGACACUAAGAGGGAUUCAAGUCACAUUAAGGGAAGGUUUACUGAUUUUGAGAACGAGAUGAUUGCUAAAUUAGAUAUACUAGUUGAGGGUGGUCGUGGAGAUAGUCAAUAUGCGCAACUUUUCAACCAAAUUUUAAUAAAAAUGUGUGAAUCACAUAACAAUCUUUGUGAACAAGGUAAACAAUUUGUAAACACAGUCACCAGACUCAUGGAGAAAUUGUUGGAGUACCGUUGCAUCAUAAAUGAUGAAAACAAAGAGAAUCGGAUGGCCUGCACAGUCAGCUUACUGGAUUUUUAUUCUGAGAUUAACCGUAAAGAAAUGUACAUCCGUUACGUGAACAAAUUGUGCGAUUUGCAUUUAGAAUGUGAUAAUUAUACAGAAGCUGCUUAUACUCUAACUCUGUACAGCAAUUUAUUGACCUGGUCUGAUGUUCCUUUGUCACCGUUGCUAAAGUCACACCAGAAUGCUGCUGCAGGAUUACAGACUCAUCGAGAACUAAAGGAGUCUUUGUAUAAUGAUAUUAUACAUUACUUUGAUAAGGGAAAGAUGUGGGAGUGUGCUCUGGAGGUUUGCAAAGAGCUUGCAAAACAGUAUGAAGAGGAAGUAUACGAUUAUACACAAUUAAGUGCUUUGCUAAAACAAAUGGCACAUUUUUAUGAAAAUAUCAUGAAGCAAUUGAGAGCAGAGCCUGAGUAUUUCAGAGUUGCUUAUUAUGGAAGAGGAUUUCCACCAUUUUUGCAAAAUAAGGUAUUUGUUUAUCGAGGCAAAGAAUAUGAACGUCUAUCAGAUUUCAGUUCUCGUACCUUGAAUGCUUUACCAAAUGCUGAACUUAUGUCUACGUUGACACCUCCUGGUGAUGAAAUUAAAGAAUGCAAUGGGCAAUAUGUGCAAAUUAAUAAAGUCGAGCCUGUGAUGGAAGAUAAACAAAAUCGUUUCUCUGGGAAACCUGUUAGUGAUCAAAUAUUGAAAUAUCACAAAGUCAACAAUAUUAAGACUUUCAAGUUUUCAAGACCGUUUUAUCAAAGAGAUUCUUCUAUUGGUGAACAAAAUGAAUUUGCAACAUUGUGGCUCGAGAGAACUAUAUUAAAAAUUAGAUCACCUCUGCCCGGUAUCUUGAGGUGGUUUCCUGUAGACCAAACUCAAACAUUCAACAUAUCUCCAUUAAGAAAUGCUAUAGAAACAAUGGAAGCUGCAAAUAAGACUUUACGAGAUUUGAUAAUCAGUUACAAGAGUGAUCCUACUUUACCAUUAAAUCCUUUGAGUUUAAAAUUAAAUGGAAUUGUGGAUGCUGCAGUGAUGGGUGGAGUGACAAAUUAUGAAGUAGCCUUCUUCACCGAUGAAUAUUCUGAAGCUCAUCCGGACGACACUAUGCUGAUUCAGAAAUUGAAAGAUUUGAUUGCUUCACAAAUACCGUUACUAGAACUUGGAAUUACACUGCACAAACAAAGGGCUCCACCAAGUCUGAUGCCUCUCAAUAACAGGCUUGAGCAAUGCUUUUUGCAAAUGAGAGCACACAUUGAAGAAAAAUAUGGAAAGAAGACUUGUGAUGUGAAAUUGGACCGAGAACCCCUAGUGACAAUGAGAUCUCAUUUUUCAACACGGAGUGGAAUUUCACAAUGCAGCAGCAACAAUGGUGCUAUUGAUGGCAACAAUCGAUUAUCAGAAGUCAGCAUGGGGUCAUCAGACGGUAGCAGAUCUCGAGUAUCAAGUUUGUCUCGAUCACAAACCAACUCGGUGUCUGGUAAAUUCAACUUUUCUACGUCUUUCAAUUUGACUAACAUGAAUACCACAUUGUCAUUGACAAGAAAUUCUCAUAGCAAUUCAAACAAUAAAAAUUCAGUUUUGAGUUCAUCACAAUCACCUUCUCCUACUAAAGCUAAACGAGAAAAGGAUAAAAUACCAUCAAAGAGAAGAUCCAGCAGAAAGUUGGAUCGAGAAGCCCUAUCUCUACAACUAACAUCAAACCAAACCUCUUCCAAUUACACAUCAACACCUCCUACGUCUAUAUCCACGAGCCAUUGGUAUGCAGCAAUAACACCUCCAAGUGAAUCCUGUGACUCUUUAGCUUCACUGGCUUUGACAUCACCGAGGGAUUCUAAAGACACAACUGCAGGAGAGAUGUCCCCAAAAGUUGUGGAGCUUAGCGAAGAGUUGAUUUCCAAGCGGCCGUUGCGAUCGGAGGUCGAGAGAGAAAAGAGGCUGAGCGGACGCCCGUCCAGCGGUCAAUUCCUGAACAGUAUCACCCCGACUGCACUAGGAAACAACCUGGCGAACACUGUGUUGCAAUCUGCUGGUUCUGGAGAAUCUAGCAACAGGAAUUCAAUAGGUACUACGGAUUCAACAGCAAGUGAGGAAGACGCACGUCCUCCUCCAUUGCCUUUAAAACAUGUCACAACAGUUAGGGUCACCAGUGGAGAUAGUUUCAAUAAUGAUGACCAAGGACCCAUAUCGCCUCCUCCGCCUCCGCCUACGAGGUCACCAGAUAGGACUCCACCAACACCUCCACCUAAACCUUACAGACAAAGACCUGCAACUGUCGUUAGUAGAACAGAGUCUUAUGAGUAAUGGAUAAAUGGAUAAAUAAAUUUUACCAAAAUAUUUGACAUUUGAUGGAAAGUUACCUGAGUGUGCCAUUGUCAAAACUAUAUCGACAAGUAUUUUAUAUAAUUUUUAUUACUAAGACAAUCAUAUAUUUUAUUUCACUUGUAUAUAAGUAUUCGUAUACAUCAACCAGGCCUAAAAUAAUGAAUGAGACAUCAAACCUUAAGGGCUUCCGUAUAAUUUAAGGCCUACAGUUUUCUUUGCAGUGACGAGAGAAUUUUAGUCAUUCACCAAAGCCAUAACGAUAGAUUUUAUAUCUUGAUAGAAUAAAUUAGAUUAAUCAUAUGGUAAUAAACUUAAAUAAACAGUUUUAAUUAAUUUAUCUUUAUUAAUAAGUUCAGGUUUUGGAAACCUAAGGCCAGUGGCUUUUAUUAAGUAAUUUACAUACGAAAGGGUUUUCAACACCUGCAGUUAUCGAUUAAUGCCAUAUUGUAAAACAUAUCAAAGCCAUUUAUAAAUCAUUUAUAUAUUAAUAAACAAUGGCAUAUAUUUAUAUUUUAUUAUGCUUACCAAAGACUUAUUUUAUCAAUUUUAUUUUAAUUUUGACGUUAUAUGAAACAUUCAUGUACUUUUAUA